GAUUAGCGGUUUAACUAGUGGAGGCUUUUAUGGGCUUUUGUGCUGAUGUGUUGUGAACUCUGCAAGGGUUUGCUUCGGUUCAUGAUUUUGAUCCUUUUAAGGGGAAUAAAUCAUGAUAUUGCCCAUGUCUUUUAGGUAUUAUAGGACAGCCUUAUUUUAUCAGUCCUACAAAAGUCUUUUAAUUUGUGAUUUGACCUGCAAAAAUUAUGUAUAUUGUUAUAUAUUUUUCUGUUGUUCGCAUAGCAUAUCUAUGAAAAAAAAUAAUAAUAAUAAUUAGUUUCCCAUGUCGUUUGAGAAAAACCUCUCUGGUUUUAGUACAACCCCUUCUCUGAGUACUAUCACACAAAAAAUCACCUUGCCCAGUUCUUCCACCGCACUCAUAUUCGCCAACCGCCGACUAUCCGUUUUCAUCUGCAGCCCUUUCAUUGUUAGAUCUCUGACCUCCUCCCUCGAACAAGAAAGGUGUCGUCGUGUUUCAUUGUUCCAUCGGCAGCACUGUCGUCCUUCACCUCUCGGCUUGUUCAUUGUUUCAAAAGCAUAUCUAAAAGUAAACCUAUAGAAGCUCUCGUUUUCAGACCUCCUCUCUCUUCCGCUGCCAUUGAUUAAGUUUCAGCUUACCCAAUCUGUCAUGGAUUGAUGGUUUUGUGUUUCACGCACUCUUCUUUUUUUUCCUUUUUUUUUUUUUUUUCUGUUGAGCUAGGGGUAUUUUGUAUUGUUCUUAAUUAGUUUUAUGUACAGGGAAAAUUUUAGGGAUUGAAUUUAGUUAACUUCAUUUCAGGUUAUAGUAAUUCUCAAUGUAGAACGAUUCAGAGGUGCAAUUUAGAGCCUGCGUGGGUCUAGCUCCUUAUUGCCUCUUGAGGUCUUGGUUAGAGUGAGAAUCUGAGGCUACCUUUGGGGCGGAGACUCUAUUGAGGGCAUGGUUUGUCAUGGUCUUGCUACCUCCUCAUCAAGAGGUUUUUUUGAGCAGUUUGACAGGUUGUGUUUCUUCGGGAUAGAUGAAAUGCUGCAUUUAUCUGGGUUUUUUUUGUUUCUGUUUGGAAGUUUCAGUUGGUGUUGUAGGUGGGAAUGACUUGAUUAUGGAAGACACACUCUGUACUUUUUGUUGUUGGGAUUUAAAGAGGAGAGGCAUCUGUUAUGGCAUUUAUCGUUAGUCUCCUUUUUGUGAACAUCAUGCAAGUCUAUUAAUAAACUGCUUUUCUUACUAAUUAUGUUAAACAUGUCUUGAUUUCAUUCUAUUUGUAUUUCUAGUUUUUAGAGAUACAAUGAACAAAGUAAAUGCUUUAGAGGUGUUCAGUAACCCCACUAAGAAGAAAGGUGCUACGCAGUUCCUUCCACUGGGCUUGUUGUGAAGGAGUGUGGCCAAACACAGAUUAUCAUUUGCUAGCCUGGGCUCCCAUGUGUAAGUAGAUUUAACAAUCUUGUCCUAGGGAUUUACAGCUUCUAAACGAUGUUGUCCAAGAGAUUUACAGAAUACAGCUUAACAUACUAACAUUUAUUAACUUCAUAGCUUAUCAAGGAUUGGAGGGUUCUUUGGUUUCUUUUUUUUUUUGGUCGAAAGAGGGUUCUUUGGUUGAUAAUACAAGAUCCACUAAAAAUGGAAGAAGGAAUGGUGAUGACUAGCAACUGAGUGAUGUCCCAAGAAAUCAAGAAGUUCCAUCAGAAAAAGGUAUGGGAGCUGCAUUCAUGAAGGAUAUGUUAUUGAUUGAGAAUGUACAAGUAGAUCAUCAAUGUGAGUUUAUUCAUUACUACAUGGAUGGAUGGUAACUAUCCAUUAGUUAUUGGUUGAUUGUGAUUUGUGAAUGAAUUGCUACAUCAUAUUAUGCUUAUGUGUAGUGAACAUAAAAACAAAUUUAUCUUUCUUAAGCUAUUCUGAAUAUUCAAUGAGAUAGAUUAUUCUUUUUUAUGGUUGCUGAUACUGUUACGGCAGGUGUUGCAAUUGGUGUUUCUAGUGCUGAAGCUGGAGUCACAUGUACUAAAACUAGUAUCACAUGUGCUGAAAAUUGCAUGAUAUUAGUUGCCAGGUGCUGCUAUGGGUGUCACAAGAGUUACUACUAGCAUCACAACAGGUGCUACUGUCGUCACAGCAGCUGCUACUGCUGUUGCAGGUGCUUCAACUGGUGUUGUUAAUAUUAAGGAAACAAUUGAAGCUGAUCCUAGUUUGGAACGGAUCGAAGUGAUGGAAAAGUGUUUUGGAAAACAGAAUCACGGUCAUGUAAUCGGAUCUGGAGUUGGGGUAAAGCCAAAACAUCUGAAGGGAAAAAAGAAAGAUGCCGAGUCUGCAGCAAAACUAAAAAGAGUCGAAGAAGAAAUGGCUUCUCUUCAACUAGAGAAUGACAACUUGAAGGCUACAGCAAGGCGUGAAGUUAAUGAAAGAGCAAAUAAGGAAGAUGACAGACGAUCUGGAGCGGGAAAAAAUGCUAACAUCUGAAGGGCAAAAUGCAAAGAAGGAUGCUGAUUGUGCAGUGAAAUUAAGAAGACUCGAAGAAGAAAAAGCUCGUCUUCAACAAGAGAAUGACAAUCUGAAGGCCAAACUUAGCAACAAUCAACAAUCUUAGGCACGUACACUGUUAUUCUUUUGAGUUGUCAGAAUUAGUUAGAACAGAUAAUAUUAGAGGUAAUCUUUGUUUGCUUUCUUUUUAUCACACCUCUAUUUAGUUUCUUGGGAAGUUGACUCUAGGAGCUGUAUUCAUGUGCAUACUAGACCAACUGAGACUUAUGAGCUGUAGACUUUUGUUUAUAUAAUUUAUUUAUUAUUAAGGGCGGAAUGUAUGUGCACAUGAAAGCAACAGGGGAAAACUAGAUUUUUUUAGAUGAAGUAUAUUUCCUCCUUAUGUUAAUCCAACUUGUGAGCUACUUUUGUUUUAUAUCUUAGAUGAUUUUAGAACCUUAAUUUCAGUUGUCUAAUUGAUCACUUAAGAUAGUUGGUAAUUUUGCCCUCUGCAUUUUUUUUCCAGAACACUUAUGGACAAUUGAUAUAACUACUGAUAUAUGACCCUCCCAUUUGGUUUUAUUUUUUGGCCAACUAUUUGCUUUGUUAUUAUUUUGAUGAUAAUCCAUCAAUUCCAAUUAGUUUAGUUAUCAUUCUUUUAUGUUAAGACUCUUCUUUGGGCUACUGCAGGUAAUGAACGCUGAACAGGGGA
This is a messenger RNA of Linum trigynum, 3140 nucleotides long. Lineage: Eukaryota; Viridiplantae; Streptophyta; Magnoliopsida; Malpighiales; Linaceae. The record is from the annotation of a GenBank genome assembly.